CGAUGUGCCGUCGAAAGAGUGGUUUCGUGCCGGUGGCGAUGAUGCUAACGCUGGUACUGUUCGACGCACUGCCACACCAGCUGAUGGCAAGUGAAAGUGCUGCCAGCCGGAAGUCCGCACCGAACCAAACGAAGGAGCUUAAUCGUAACAUUAUCAAUACGGUGUUUGAACGUACGAGGCCGACCGGAAGCGAAAGACGCGGCCGGGAGGUAACGAUACUGGGACUGUUUGAGUUGAGUUCGAAGGGAGGCGAGGAACGGCGGGAAGGAUUUAGUGAGUUGGCAGCUGCACAGCUGGCAGUGCAGCAUAUUAACCGGCGCGGCUUGCUAUUGGGCUAUAAGCUGAAGCUCAUCACAAACGACACGAAGUGUGAUCCGGGCGUUGGGAUUGAUCGAUUCUUUCACGCGCUGUAUACGCACCAGAGCAAGCGCAUCAUCAUGGUGCUCGGAUCGGCCUGUUCGGAAGUGACCGAAAGCCUUGCCAAAGUGGUCCCAUACUGGAACAUUCUACAGGUCUCCUUCGGUUCCACCUCGCCGGCACUCAGCGAUCGGAGGGAGUUCCCACUAUUCUAUCGAACCGUCGCUCCAGACUCCUCACACCAUCCAGCCCGUAUAGCGUUUCUGAUGCGUUUCGGCUGGGACACGGUGGCCACCUUUUCCCAGAACGAAGAAGGUUACUCGCUGGCGGUAAACGAUCUCGUGACGGAACUCGAGCGGGCAAACAUAACGUGUGCUGCCACCAUUUCCUUCGCCGAAACGGACUUUAAGGAACAGCUGAAGCUGCUGCGGGAUCGAGAUGUACGAGUGAUUAUCGGGAGCUUUUCGCAUGAAAUUGCCCCUCAAGUGUUCUGCGAGGUCUAUAAUCUUGGCAUGUACGGUGCAGAGUAUGCCUGGAUACUGCAGGAUACGUACAUCUCGUCCUGGUGGCUGUCGGAGCCGGAAUCAUCGGGCUCCUCAUUCUGCUCGUCCAAAGCACUUCUAACGGCAGUGGAGAACUUAAUAAUCGUCUCGAGCUACAACAGUAUCGUCGGUAUGGGUACGGCCCUGAGUGGAUUAACCAACGACAUCUUUCUACAGAAGCUCCGGGAAAUGAAUGUAACCGGCACGGUGUCACAGUUUGCUCCCCAAACGUACGAUGCCGUGUGGGCGAUGGCACUAGCUCUCCGUGGGGCGGAAAAGUCUUGGGCUCAGAUGGUGGCGAAUCGGGUCCAUCUGGCGGACUAUGAUUACACGCGGUACGAUAUCGCCAAGGAACUGCUGCGUCAGUUUGAUUUGCUCAAGUUUAACGGCAUCUCGGGACCGGUAUCGUUCGAGGGUGCGGACCGGAUUGGUACGACCUCGUUCCACCAGAUACAGCGUGGUCAGCUGGAGAUGAUUGCGUUUUACUAUCCGAAAAACUCGACGUUGGAUUUCGGCUGCCGGUACUGCGUGCCGAUUGUAUGGGCCGGUGGACAGGUACCGAUUGCGAAGCGAAUUUUAAAGCUGCGCGUUGAUACGAUCGAUCCGUUGGCGUUCUAUACGGUGGUGAUCCUUUCGCUGAUAGGGAUCGGGAUUUCGGUACUAUUUCUCGGGUUGAACCUGCGGUUCCGGAAGUUAAAAGCAAUCAAGCUGUCCAGCCCAAAGCUUAGCACCAUAACCGUGUGUGGCUGUAUUCUCGUGUACACAGCAACGAUUCUUCUAGGGCUAGACCACUCCACAGUGCCCUGGUCGAGUGUUACCUUCUCAACGAUCUGUAUGGCACGCAUAUACUUCCUAUCGGCCGGCUUCUCGCUCGCAUUCGGCUCAAUGUUUGCCAAAACGUUUCGUGUGUAUCGCAUCUUCACGCACAGUGCUGGUGGACUGUGUCGGGACAAGAUACUGCGGGAUACGCAGCUAAUCUCCGUAAUCGGUGCGCUUCUCCUGGUGGAUGCAUUCGUAGUAUCGUUCUGGAUGGCAGCCGACCCAAUGGAGCGCCAUCUGCACAAUCUCUCGCUCGAGAUCAGUGCCACCGAUCGAAGUGUUGUGUUUCUGCCACAGGUGGAACUGUGUCGCUCGCGGCACUAUGAAAGCUGGCUAGGGAUGCUGUAUGCGUACAAAGGUUUGCUACUGAUCGUCGGCGUGUAUAUGGCGUGGCAGACGCGCAAUGUGAAGAUAUCGGCACUGAACGAUUCGCAGUACAUUGGUAUCUCGGUUUACAGUGUGGUGAUUACGAGUGCUAGUGUGGUGGUGUUGGCCAACUUGCUGUACGAAAAGGUAACAUUGGCGUUUAUCAUAACCGCCGGAUUUGUGUUGGUAUCAACGACGGCCACACUGUGCUUACUGUUUCUGCCCAAGAUAAAGGAUAUAUUCGAGAAGGGUGAAGUGUACGAUCCGAUUAUCCACAGCAUGGGACUGAAGAUGGAAUUUAACACACGUCGGUUCGUGCUGGAUGAUCGUCGCGAGCUUCAGUUUCGUGUUGAGGUACAGAAUCGUGUGUAUCGGAAGGAGCUAGAACUGCUUGAUGCGGAAAUCUGUCGCUUGGAGCGAUUACUUCAAGAACGAACGCCACAAAACUCACCACGCUCGUCGGAGCCUAAUCUACGAGAGUCGCGGUCUUGUUCGCUUGCUCGAGCACACGGUUCGAGUGGUCUUCCGAUGCUGCUACUCUCGGUACUACCACCAAUAAUCCCACGUGCUAGUUGGCCUUCAGUUGAUCCGAUGCUAUCACCCAUGAAGCGUAACAUUGCCUUCAGUUCCCAACCAAAGAUAGAUCCAGCUACGACGGUAGCCGGCGGUAAUAGUAAAGAACGCAUCAUUACCAGCUCUAGUCGAAGUGGUGGCUUUGAUGAGCCACCAUCAAUCCCCACACCGAACGGCGCAGGUGGUUCCGGUGUGAUGGGAAAGAUUCGGCACAUGUUUACUCCGCGUUUACAUAAAACACCUUCAGCGACCAUGCUUGGAACAGCGGGAUCGUCCACUACCACCGCUAUCCGUAAAUCGGCUCUAGCGAUUUUCAAUGAGAUCGACACAGAAGACGAUCUACCGUUCACCGUACCACAGUCAAUCUACACGAUCAGCAAACCGAAAAGUGAAGAGCUUAAUCUGACCGGUUCAGAGCCAAGGGUUAACUUCGUGCUACCACCGGGAACGGGCAGACGACGCUCGUCGAUCGUUCAACAGGGUGGUGUUGGUGGAACGGUCCGUGAUCGUAUCCGGGGAUCACCACGCUUCCCGCAUCGUAUCUGUCCCCAGACAACGAGCCUUACGGAACUGGGAAUCGAGCGGCCACGGAUAAGCUUUCUCACGGUGAAAAGCUGUGAACAGAUCCAUGGUAAGCAGUGCGAAUCGCGUGCCAAAUGGAAAUCGAUGGAUUCUUUCUCCAAGAGCAUCGGCUCACAAUAACGUAAGCAAGCA
Molecule: messenger RNA, 3371 nt
Organism: Anopheles maculipalpis
Lineage: Eukaryota; Metazoa; Arthropoda; Insecta; Diptera; Culicidae
Gene: GABA-B-R3
Product: gamma-aminobutyric acid type B receptor subunit 2
Exons: 7
Coding region: 3-3359 (1118 amino acids)
Biological process (GO): gamma-aminobutyric acid signaling pathway; G protein-coupled receptor signaling pathway
Cellular component (GO): G protein-coupled receptor heterodimeric complex; membrane
Molecular function (GO): G protein-coupled GABA receptor activity
Source: RefSeq, a predicted model, not a curated record